Nothobranchius furzeri (turquoise killifish) is the source of this 5623-nucleotide messenger RNA. RefSeq names its product K(lysine) acetyltransferase 2A (gene kat2a). Gene Ontology annotation, biological process: chromatin remodeling; positive regulation of transcription by RNA polymerase II. Gene Ontology annotation, cellular component: nucleus; ATAC complex. The record is from RefSeq and is a predicted model, not a curated record. Gene Ontology annotation, molecular function: histone H3 acetyltransferase activity; protein binding. NCBI's taxonomy places the organism in Eukaryota, Metazoa, Chordata, Actinopteri, Cyprinodontiformes, Nothobranchiidae.
AGUGGACCUAAAUCCACUUUUUCAGACGGCACUUGAACGCAGCAUAUGAGGUAAACGGGAACGGAGAGGAAGGAAGUGUUUGUUGCAGCAGCGUGGAUAUGUCGGACCCGGCGGCGCAGGCCUUACAACCCCGGCUUCUCCAAACCCAGUCUACCGGGACUGCGGGGUCUGGUGCUGCUGCGACGGGUUCCGGACCGGGGAACAGCGACCCGGCCAGACCAGGACUGAGCCAGCAACAGCGCGCCAGCCAGAAGAAAGCCCAGGUCCGAGCUUUCCCACGGGCGAAAAAGCUCGAGAAACUUGGCGUAUUCUCCGCAUGCAAGGCUAGUGACACAUGCAAGUGUAAUGGAUGGAAAAACCCAAAUCCACCCUCAGCUCCUCGUAUGGAUCUGCAGCAGCAAACAGCCAGUCUGAGCGAGUCUUGCCGCAGCUGUGGACAUGCUUUGGCUGAUCACGUGUCCCAUCUGGAGAACGUGUCUGAAGAUGAGAUCAACCGGCUGUUGGGAAUGGUCGUGGAUGUGGAGAACCUUUUCAUGUCCGUGCACAAGGAGGAGGACACCGAUACCAAACAAGUGUACUUCUACCUCUUCAAGCUCCUGAGGAAAUGCAUCCUACAGAUGAGCCAGCCGGUUGUAGAGGGGUCCCUCGGAAGCCCGCCCUUUGAAAAGCCCAACAUUGAGCAGGGCGUUUUGAAUUUUGUCCAGUACAAGUUCAGCCACCUGGCACCAAAGGAGAGGCAGACCAUGUUCGAGCUGUCGAAGAUGUUUCUGUUAUGCCUGAAUUACUGGAAGUUAGAGACGCCGACGCAGUAUCGUCAGCGUACCCAGAAAGAUGAGGCAACCGCUUACAAAGUGGACUAUACCAGGUGGUUGUGCUACUGCCACGUCCCACAGAGUAACGACAGCCUGCCACGCAAUGAAACCACUCAGGUGUUUGGUCGAAACUUACUCAAAUCCAUUUUCACGGUUACUCGGCGCCAGCUCCUGGAGAAGUUCCGGGUGGAGAAAGACAAACUGCUGCCAGAGAAACGCACACUCAUCCUCACACACUUUCCCAAGUUCUUGUCGAUGCUGGAGGAGGAAAUCUACGGUGAGAAUUCGCCCAUUUGGGAGGCAGAUUUCACCGUUCCUGCUUCGGACGGCUCUCAGAUGGGACCUCAGACAGUGAUGAGUCCAGCGUCGGUCUCUGGGUCUGCUGCUUUGUCCAAAUGUCUGAGCAGCAGCUCGUCUCUAGGCAGCGUGGACACAGGAGGCGUCGAGUCCAUCAUAGGGGAAAAGCGCAAACUUCCAGAGGCGUUGACUCUAGAAGAUGCCAAGCGGAUCCGUGUGAUGGGAGACAUUCCCAUGGAGCUGGUUAAUGAAGUCAUGAUGACAAUCACAGAUCCUGCUGCUAUGCUCGGACCAGAGACAAACUUGCUGACGCCUAACGCUGCCCGGGACGAGACAGCCAGGCUGGAGGAGAGGCGGGGCAUCAUAGAGUUCCACGUCAUCGGAAACUCUCUUUCCCAGAAGUCCAACAAGAAGAUCCUGAUGUGGCUGGUCGGCCUUCAGAACGUCUUCUCCCAUCAGUUACCUCGUAUGCCCAAAGAGUACAUCACUCGGCUGGUGUUUGACCCGAAGCACAAAACCUUGGCUCUCAUUAAAGAUGGCCGUGUUAUUGGAGGCAUCUGUUUUAGGAUGUUUCCAACCCAGGGCUUCACAGAGAUCGUCUUCUGUGCCGUCACAUCCAACGAACAAGUCAAGGGUUAUGGAACUCACCUGAUGAACCACCUGAAGGAGUACCACAUUAAACACAACAUCCUUUACUUCCUCACUUACGCUGACGAGUACGCCAUCGGAUACUUCAAGAAGCAGGGCUUUUCCAAAGACAUUAAAGUGGCCAAGAGUCGAUACCUGGGAUACAUCAAAGACUACGAAGGAGCCACCUUGAUGGAGUGUGAACUAAAUCCUAGAAUUCCCUACACGGAACUUUCACACAUCAUUAAGAGACAGAAGGAGAUAAUUAAGAAGCUGAUUGAGAGAAAACAGAGUCAGAUCAGGAAGGUUUAUCCAGGUCUGACCUGCUUCAAAGAGGGAGUUCGGCAGAUCCCAAUGGAGAGCAUCCCGGGAAUAAGAGAGACAGGCUGGAAACCCAGCAACAAGGACAAGGGGAAGGAGGUGAAAGACCCAGAUGUGCUUUACAACAUGCUGAAAAACCUUCUGGCCCAGAUAAAGACUCAUCCUGAUGCCUGGCCUUUCAUGGAGCCUGUGAAGAAAUCUGAAGCUCCUGAUUACUACGAGAUCAUCCGCUUUCCUAUCGACCUGAAGACCAUGACAGAACGACUCAAGAACCGAUACUACGUCACCAAGAAGCUUUUUAUCGCUGACCUGCAGCGAAUCAUCAGCAACUGCCGCGAGUACAACCCUCCAGACAGCGAGUACUGCAAGUGUGCCAACACUCUGGAGAAGUUCUUCUACUUCAAACUAAAAGAUGGUGGCCUGAUUGAGAAAUGAGCUUCAAAACAAGAGAGGGAAAUCUAACUCACUGCUGUGGUCUGAGUCAGCUAAAGGGCAUGAAUAAAGUUCAUUUCACAAGGGAAUUAUGGGAAAAAAGCCCCUCAGAGCCAGCUGAGCGUUACAAGUGUCACAGCGACAUCAACUUAGAGCCAUUUUGCUUUUUCCAGAACUUUGUGGAGAGAAAAAAAAUCAGCAUCCUACAUCCUUCAGUGAGUGUACCAAAGUUACAGGUCCGAGAUAGAAAACUGCUUAUUUAUUGUUUGACUGAACCGAUUGUGUUGCUUCUACGGUUUAUUCCAGUUUCAGGCUUAAAUUAAGUCAUGAGCCAAUUUAUAUUUAGUUACUUUCCAGAAGAAGAAAAAUAAAGCAAAGGAGCAUGGGACCUAAAGCCACGUUGCCUUCUGAUACUGACACACACUUGAACGUCUCGGCCGACUUCGUGAGUGUGAAAAGUGUUCUGAGCAGCGGGCGGCGCCGAAACCUUAGUUCAGAUAUUUGAGUGUAAAAGUUUUGAGUUAGAGAUGCACAGAUUCUGGCUUUGUGGGCGACGAUUUAUCUCAAAGAAUAACGGUGAAGAAAAAGUAGCUUUUAACAUGAAAAUAAUGGUUCAGGAAGUAAAAACUUCUGCCUGGAAGAAGAUGUGAAUAUAUGCGUAGUGUUGAGUUCCCACGGUUGGUUGUUAGAGUUCCAGAUUGGCCCGUUCUGCUGAAUCUUGGUCAAGUCGGAUCAUCGGCCGUAUUCUUGGUGCAUCACUAGUGUGAGUUAUUAUCUUACCUGUUAUAGACAGCUGUUGAACAGCCUCAAUUUGGAGAGACGGAGAAGAGUUCUGAUCAAACAGAUGAGCUAACGGCAAGUCUGAGCGAAGCCAGUUAAGCGCUUCUGCUAUUGUUCAGCAACACUCGUCUGAGAGAUUUCAUACCUGUUCAUUUAAAUCUUUAUUAACUAUUAAAGAAAUACAAGUGUUUUCACUAAUUAUAAAGAAUUAUUAGCAGAAAUGGAAAAGUGGAACUAGCUGCUGUGGCACUUAUACAUAGAAACUUUCACAUUUAGCUAAAAAAAACAUAAAACGUGAUGUAAGUUCAUAGAACAGCUUGUGUUUACAGGAUUCUAAUGAAGGUGUUUAAAUCCUUUAAUUUUGAAGUUUUUUCAAAGUUAUUAGUGUGGGUAAAACAAACUUAAUAAGCACUUUUAACGAAUAAAUUAAAAGUGUAAUUUUUGGGUCUGCAUCAUUGGCGGUUUUAAACAGGGGCCCACAGGGGCCUGGGCCCCUAUAGAACCGGCCCUGGCCCCUGUGCUGAAGAGAUCUGAGUUUGUUUCCCCGCGCUGCCUCGGAGAAGGGAACUAAUGCGCUGCAGUGUUUCACAUGGAGCUUUUAGAGCGCAGCACACUCUGUAGACAGAACUGUUUACCUGGUGGAUUUUUGAAUAAAAGAUCAAAAAUAGUUUAAAUGGGACCCGAGGAAAUUCUUGAGCACGACUAACGGAUGUAAUCUUCAAAUAGUCACAAACUAUAAUAAUCAACUAGAAUUAUUUUUUUACUCAAGUCUCAUGUUGCGGUGAAGCAUUCAGAAUUGUUAUCUGAGUAUCAUAAAAACAUGCCAGUUUUACUUUCACAAGUAAACCAUUACUGCAUUCGCUGUAAUAGUUUACUUGUUCAUUGUCUUUUAUUACGAAUUUAUUUGAUUCUUAUUUUAGUAAAAUACAGCUGUAAAAGAUCAUAGAUGAAAAAAGUAAAGGAAAAUUUUUGAUAAAUUUGAUCCCCAAAACAUAGUAAAGAUAGAUAUGAAAAAAAAGAGAACAACAAAGUGAGUAGUUUCACAGUACUAGGAAUUUCCUUUGGGAAAAUUGUGCACAAGCACAAAAUUAGUCAUAUGGUGGAGACAAAAAUGAUUUUUGAUUUUGCCCUAAAUUUUCCCUUUUUUUUCAUGCACCCCCAUGAAAAAAUACUGGCCCCACUGUGGCCCCCCUGGAAAAUUUGGUCUAGAACCGCCCCUGGUCUGCAUGUAUGUGUAAUCGCCACAGUGAGGCGCUGGGAUACCUCUAAACUCACCCUAAACCUGACUUGGACAACUCUUUGUAGACUGAUGUGAAAUGUUUGAGAUUGGAGUUAUACUGACGACACUUGUCUCAUUAGCUCGUCGGUUUGAUGAUUGUGCAUCUCUGUUUCUACUGCCUGAGGCCGUUCGAGGAACUAUCUAAGGCGGGUAAGAUGAUGUCCAGACCUUUUUACAGAAACCCACAUCAAAAGAGCUGAACUGUCAAUGUAAAUAAAUAAAAAUGUAUCAGGUGACUUAACAGUUUCAGGGUUUGCUUCAAAAAUCAUUUUUUCUGUAGAUAAUUUGUACAGCUCGACAUGUAAACAACCGCGGUGAAGUUAGCUUGAAGUUGGACGUUGGAUGUUCGACAGACAUUGGUUUACACGGUCAGCGAUAAGUCUUCAUGCUGUGCACAGCGGCACAGACGGCGGUAGUUCCGAGGACUCGCUAAUGGGAACGGCGGUUCGCUUGGGGACUAUCAACAAAUCUGUAGUCCUUUGUAAACGAGUACAAAAAAAAGUAAAACUUCCAGAAUAACUUUCUAAAUGACUCAAAAUUACUUCUGACUUGUGUUACUAAACUACAUUUACAAGACACAACAAUUUUAACACAUUUCACGUGUUCUCAAACGUGUAUUGAAAGAAAUCACUUUAUUAAAACCACCAUUCCCAUUAGCGAGUCCUCGGAACUCAGGUUACCGCUGUCUGUGCCGCUGUGCACGGCAUGAAGACUUAUCGCUGACCGUGUAAACCAAUGUCUGUCGAAUAUCCAACGUCCAACUUCAAGCUAACUUCACCGCGGUAGGAAAACGGUCCUUUAGAGUUCGAGGUUGGAUUUACAACUAUCUGAAUUCGGUCCUUGGGUGCCAACAUGGACGUAAUUGUCGUUUUAGAAGUGGGGGGGACGUGGGGGUGGGGGGGUAUAUCUUUACAGUAUGCUCUAAUGGGAAACUGGCUUUAACACAAACGGCUGUUUUCCGCUUGGUCCUAGAGAUCAACCAGUGUCAAUUUAACAUAGCGUAAUAUUGUUUUUGGAUGGUAAAAAGUGCAGGGGUCAAAACUUGACUUUGGAAAAAGUGGGGACCCCCCCCCCC